AUGCAUCAAGUCUUCCGUUCAGCCUUGUUCAACUUCGAGUUCCUUCGCGUCCUAGGCGCCAGUCCGUAUCAUGGCGCCGACAUCUGCGAGUGCCUCGAAGCCGCGGCCCGGAUCAAGGAUGGCGAUCCAGAGAGCUGGUAUCACGCCUGGCACGACAUGGGAGCCAAGGCCAUGUGCGUGGCCAAGGAAGCCCAGGCCUGUAAUGACCGCGUCGCGGCGCGUUGGGCAUACUUGCGGGCUUGUUCCUAUUUUCGAGCCAGCGAGUUCUUCCUUCACUGCAACCCUGACGAUGAACGCAUCCUAGGUGCGGCUCAGGAGAGCGUCGAUGCCUUCGACAAGGGCUGGGUUCUGCUGGACGCGACUGUGCACAAGGUCAACAUUCCCUUCGAUCAAGGGCUGUCACUGCCCGGCAGGCUCUAUCUGCCUGCUUCAGAUCAGAGAAUCUCGGCCGAGAAGAUCCCCAUCAUUCUCCAGACUGGAGGAUUCGACUCGACGCAAGAGGAACUCUUCUUCUAUGGUGCAGCAGGCGCUCUUCCGCGGGGCUAUGCCGUCCUAAGCUUCGACGGGCCGGGCCAGGGGUUGCCCCUUCGAAAAGACAAGCUACGGCUCCGCCCAGACUGGGAAUCCGUCACGAGCAAGGUCAUUGACUUUCUCGUUGAUCGGUUGGCACCGGAGCACGACCUCGACACCAACAGACUCGCCAUCUACGGGGCAUCGUUGGGGGGCUACCUGGCGUUACGGGCCGCAGCAGACCCGCGCGUCAAGGCGUGUGUGUCGUGCGAUGGGCCCUAUGAUCUCUUCGACGUCACGCGCAGUCGCAUGCCGUCCUGGUUCAUCAACGGCUGGCUCAGUGGCUGGCUCAGCGACGGCUUCUUCAACUGGGUCGUCGACCGGCUUGCCGCUACCAAUUUUCAAAUGCGAUGGGAAUUUGGCCACAGCAAAUGGGUGUUCGGUGCCGCGAAGCCGGCCGAUGUCAUGCGGGCCAUGCAGCGCUUCACCCUCAAGGACGGCGAGACAGACCUUUUGGCUAGACAGCGCUGCCCGACGCUCGUCACGGGGCCUGCCGACUCGUUCUAUUUUACGCCGGCUCAAAAUGCAAACCGCAUCUUUGCCGGGUUGACGCAGCUCGGUCCGACCGAAAAGCGACUGUGGAUUCUGGCAGCGGCAAAGCUCAAUGGCCUUGAUAUUGAAAUCGCAGAGUACCAGCAUAUGGUCACGAACCGGACACCCGAGUUCCUUUCCAAGUUCCCAGGGGGCAAAGUCCCCGCCUUCGAGGGUUCCGAUGGCUUCUGCCUAGCCGAGUCGGACGCCAUUGCACAAUACAUAGCACAAUCCGGGCCCCGCAAAGAUCAGCUCCUUGGACGAGACGCCGCGACAUGCGCGCAGAUCCGGCAAUGGAUAUCCUUCACCGACGGCGAGGUGACGCCCUUUGUCCUGGAUCUCGUCAUCUGGAGAGUGGGCUAUGGGCCGUACGACGACGAGACGGAAGCCAAGGCUCUCGCUCGCCUCGAGUACGCCCUUUCCGUUCUUGACAAGCAUUUGAAUGGUCGAAGCUGGCUGGUGGGCGAGGAGCUCAGCCUCGCUGACCUGACGUUGGCGUCUGCUCUUCUCUGGGCCUUUCUUCAUCUUAUCGACGGUGAGAUGAGACAAAGGUUUCCCAGUGUUGUGGAGUGGUAUCUAAGAUCUAUUACUUCCGAGGAAGUCAAAGACGUUUUCGGAUCCCCGGAUUUGAUCUCAGUCAGGCGUGUUAAUACAGAGGAAUGA
Hirsutella rhossiliensis is the source of this 1764-nucleotide messenger RNA. RefSeq names its product alpha/beta hydrolase family domain-containing protein. Lineage: Eukaryota; Fungi; Ascomycota; Sordariomycetes; Hypocreales; Ophiocordycipitaceae. The transcript is spliced from 2 exons. Gene Ontology annotation, cellular component: nucleus; cytoplasm. The record is from RefSeq and is a predicted model, not a curated record. Gene Ontology annotation, biological process: translational elongation. The coding region runs from base 1 to 1764 and encodes 587 amino acids.